AUUACACCGUCAGUUCAAGUUUGUCAGUUACGGUGAACGCUCAAGUCUAGUUAAUAAUAUCGUCUUCAGUGUUAAAAUCAUUCAAAUCAUAACAAAAAUGACGUCGAUAAAAAUCCCUGACAUUGUGCUUUCUAGCGGCCAAAAAAUGCCCAUUUUGGGACUAGGAACGGUAAUGUUUGGCGAAGAUAAGAAUAAAACGUACCAAGCAGUUCGUGAAGCAAUCAAUGCCGGUUAUCGUCUAAUUGACACGGCUGCUAUGUAUCAAACAGAGCCCGAAAUCGGUCGUGCCAUUAAGGACUCGAUCGUCGACGGUGAGAUUACUCGCGAUCAGCUAUUUAUUGUCACCAAAGUGUGGACUGACUCGUUGAAACGUGACAAGGUCUUAGAAUCAGCAAAGGCGUCUUGUGAACGGCUAGGCUUAGAUUAUGUUGAUCUGUUGCUUGUCCACACACCAAUGCCAACAAUUCCUGGAAAGUCAUUCGAACCGGAUAACGAUGUAGAUAUUUACAACGAGACAUGGAAAGGAAUGGAAGACGCGCAGAAAGCUGGUUUCACUAAAUCUAUUGGAGUUUCGAACUACAAUGCCAAACAGAUAGACGAAACAAUCAAGGUAGCUGAAAUAAAACCGGUUGUGAACGAGGUUGAGUCUCAUCCGCUUCUCAAUCAGAGUAAACUUCAAGCGCAUUGCGAAUCGCGUGGCAUCAAACUUAUCGCGUACUCCCCGCUCGGUGGUACUCCACGAAAAAGCGAUAUGUCAACAACAGUUACCGAUCAGAAUGUCCGCAAUCAACUGGUUAACAACGAUUUAGUUAAGAAAUUAGCCGAAAAAUAUGGUAAAUCACCGGCACAAAUUUUGAUCAAAUAUCAUCCGGCUCGUGGAUUGAUUGUCAUUCCGAAAUCAGUGACAAAAGAACGAAUUGAACAGAAUGCGAAUAUAUUUGAUUUUGACUUGACGGAACAGGAAAUCGAACAAUUGAAUGCUUUGCAUAACGGAACCCGUUAUUUACACUUCAAAACAUCUUCAAUUGUCAAUCACAAGAAUUUCCCUUUCCACGACGAGUACUAAAUGUUGUCCUUGAUUUUGUUCAUGUUAUUCAAUAAAUGAAACGUAUUUCAAAUGUUUCAAGAAACUAACUGUUUGUAUGUAACAGCCAGGACCACAAUCUGAUAAAAUUUCCAUUUGUUUUUUACGUUCCGCAUAUGCCUCA
Molecule: messenger RNA, 1208 nt
Organism: Bradysia coprophila
Lineage: Eukaryota; Metazoa; Arthropoda; Insecta; Diptera; Sciaridae
Product: aldo-keto reductase AKR2E4-like
Source: RefSeq, a predicted model, not a curated record